CGGUUCUUUGCUGAGACUGACCGGAUUUUAGCCGCACACACCGGAGGAGACGUCCGAUCCCACUUCAACCUCCACCACUUGAGACUCAACUAACUUUUCUUUUCCUCCCUCCACUCUUCCUCCUCCAAGAUUAUCAACCGGAUCCUGGCAUUCACGGGAAAUAUCUGGCUUGUAUUUUAUUUUAUUUUAUUUUUUAUUUUUUAAAGACAGAAGAUACAGAGUCGAGGUUGGGAGAAAGCGCGCCGAUUCACAUUCUGCUGAUUUCUUCUUUUGGGGAAGGGGGGGUUCUGAAAGUUAACAUCGCCAUGUCUUGCGGUGAUGCGUCGGAUCAGAGUCGGCGGUUCUGUGUGUUGUCUUGGGAUCAGGUGCAGCGCUUGGACUCGAUCCUGGGGGAGGCCGUCCCCAUCCACGGCCGAGGAAACUUCCCCACUCUGUCCGUGCAACCCCGCCAGAUUGUCCAGGUUGUCCGGGCGAGGCUCGAGGAGAGAGGUGUGUGUGUCAAAGACGUGAGGCUGAACGGAUCCGCUGCCAGCCACGUGCUCCAUCAGGACACCGGACUGGGCUACAAAGACCUCGACCUGAUCUUUGGCGUGUCGCUGAAAGAUGACCAGGCCUUCCGUCUGGUGAAGGACGUUGUGCUGGACUGCCUGCUGGACUUCUUGCCAGCUGGGGUCUCUAAGGAGCGCAUCACAGCUCUGACCCUCAAAGAGGCCUAUGUACAGAAACUGGUGAAGGUCUGUAAUGACACGGACCGCUGGAGCCUCAUCUCGCUGUCCAACAACACGGGCAAAAACGUGGAGCUUAAAUUUGUGGACUCCUUGCGGCGGCAGUUUGAAUUCAGCGUGGACUCCUUCCAGAUUUGCCUCGAUUCUCUGCUCUUAUUCGACCGCUGCUCGGAGACACCCAUGUCUGAGAGCUUUCACCCCACUGUGAUUGGAGAGAGUGUGUACGGGGACUUCAACGAGGCCAUGGAGCACCUGUGUCAGAGGACCAUAGCCACGCGCAGCCCUGAAGAAAUCAGAGGGGGCGGCUUAUUGAAGUACUGCCACCUGCUGGUGCGAGGGUUCAGGCCCUCCUCGGAGGCGGACAUGAAGCAGAUGCAGCGCUACAUGUGCUCACGCUUCUUCAUUGACUUCCCCGACAUAGGCGAGCAGCAGAGGAAGCUGGAGGCCUAUCUGCAGAACCACUUUGCUGGGAUGGAGCACAAACGGUACGAGUGUCUGAUGACUCUGCACCAAGUGGUGAACGAGAGCACCGUGUGCCUGAUGGGCCACGAGCGUCGCCAGACGCUCAGCCUCAUCUCCAUGCUGGCGCUGAAGGUGCUGGCUGAGCAGAACGCCAUCCCCACUGUGACGAACGUCACGUGUUACUACCAGCCAGCCCCGUACGUGCAGGACAUCAACUUCAGUAAUUACUAUAUUGCACAUGUGCAGCCGCCGCAGGUCUCUCCGUGCAGUAAUUCAUAUCAGACGUGGCUGCCCUGUAGCUGAACUGGCUGUGAGAGGGAUAGAGGUGGAUUUGUCUCCAUCGCUCUUUAUCUUUCAAAGGAAACAGACUGAAAAUACACACACACACACACACACACACACACACACACACACACUCUCACAAAAAAAGAAACCCGCGUUUGCCAAAUGUGACUUGACUAAAACAAUCCUGUACUGCUGUCCAUCUGAUUGAGCCGACACAUUAAUUUUUCUCACUUUGCUCUUGCAAAACGUGUAAGAUUGCUGGUCAUUUCUGAGAUGUAGUGAUAAUAUCUUAUUUAAGUAUUAAAAAAAAAACUCUUUACAUAGUGUAUGUCAGAAAUACAUUUUUGAGGAAACAAACAUUGAAGCUGGUGUUAUUUUCAUACUCUGGCUUUAUUUUUUUAAAAUUACAUACCGGACCAAAGAUGUAUUUGUUGUUCAGAAAGGGAAUGUUGUUAUGAUUCCAAGUGCCUAUAAUGAACCAUGAAAUGUUCUAAAAACAUCUGUAAAGUGAGAACUGUGCAUUCAGUGUUUUCUAGAUUACUCCGUUUCUCUUUUCAGGAGCAGAAGCAUUCAUUUUUGUGAGAUUAAAAAAAAAAAGGAAAAACCCCA
Lates calcarifer (barramundi perch) is the source of this 2081-nucleotide messenger RNA. RefSeq names its product terminal nucleotidyltransferase 5ba (gene tent5ba). The coding region runs from base 306 to 1490 and encodes 394 amino acids. Gene Ontology annotation, biological process: mRNA stabilization. The transcript has 2 exons. Gene Ontology annotation, molecular function: poly(A) RNA polymerase activity; RNA binding. NCBI's taxonomy places the organism in Eukaryota, Metazoa, Chordata, Actinopteri, Centropomidae. The record is from RefSeq and is a predicted model, not a curated record.